Messenger RNA from Arvicanthis niloticus (Nile rat), 5830 nucleotides. It is a transcript of the gene Znf629, whose product is annotated as zinc finger protein 629. Lineage: Eukaryota; Metazoa; Chordata; Mammalia; Rodentia; Muridae. The record is from RefSeq and is a predicted model, not a curated record.
GAAGCUGGGGUCACUUCCUGCUCCGUCCCAGUCACCCUGAACUGGUCCCCGGGUCCUCAGCCUGGAAUCACCCCUUGAGAAGGACCCCAGAGUUCCCGGCAUCCAGCCCGUCCCCCGAGGCAGGGCACUUAAGGGGUUAAGUCCCCUGGGGCUGGCCUCUGCCUUUCGGCUUUUCCCAGACCCUAGAGCCAGACCCUGGAACUUUCACAGUCCGCAGCUCUGGGAUGGAACCUGAGACGGUGCUGUGGGGCCCAGAUCUGCAGGGUCCUGAAGAAAGCCAGGACAAUGCUGAUAGAGGUGCUGGAAGUGGGAACGAAGAGGAGAGCCUUCAGCAGGAAAGUUCUGGGGAGGAGAUCAUCUUGGGAGAUCCAGCUCAGAGUCCAGAAUCCAAGGACCCAUCCGAGAUGCCCCUGGAGAGCCCCUCCCAGGAUGCCUCAGCCCCUCAGGAUUCCCCAACCCCACUGGGUUCUUCCAACUCCUUAGAUCACCAGACCCCUAUGGACCCAUCAGGCCCUGAGGUAGUCCCUUCCCCAUCUGAGUGGACCAAGGCCUGUGAGACCAAUUGGCAGUGGGGAACCCUCACCACCUGGAACAGCACACCUGUAGUCACUGCCAGUGAACCCAGCCUGCGGGAGCUGGUGCAGGGACGCCCAUCUGGGGCUGAGAAGCCAUACAUUUGCAACGAGUGUGGCAAGAGCUUUAGCCAGUGGUCCAAACUGCUGCGGCACCAGCGAAUCCACACAGGUGAGCGGCCCAACACGUGCUCAGAGUGUGGCAAGAGCUUCACGCAGAGCUCGCACCUGGUGCAGCACCAGCGCACACACACAGGAGAGAAGCCUUACAAGUGCCCCGACUGUGGCAAGUGCUUCAGCUGGAGCUCCAAUCUAGUCCAGCACCAGCGCACACACACAGGGGAGAAGCCCUACAAGUGCACGGAGUGCGAGAAAGCCUUCACACAAAGCACCAACCUCAUCAAGCACCAGCGGUCCCACACUGGUGAGAAGCCCUACAAGUGUGGCGAGUGCCGACGUGCUUUCUACCGCAGCUCGGACCUCAUCCAGCACCAGGCCACACACACAGGGGAAAAGCCCUACAAGUGCCCGGAGUGCGGCAAGCGCUUUGGCCAGAAUCACAACCUGCUCAAGCACCAGAAGAUCCAUGCAGGGGAGAAGCCCUAUCGCUGUACCGAGUGCGGCAAGAGCUUCAUCCAGAGCUCCGAGCUGACACAGCACCAGCGCACGCACACGGGGGAGAAGCCCUACGAGUGCCUGGAAUGUGGCAAGAGUUUUGGCCACAGCUCCACACUCAUCAAGCACCAGCGGACACAUUUACGCGAGGACCCCUUCAAGUGCCCCGUCUGUGGCAAGACCUUCACACUGAGUGCCACGCUGCUGCGCCAUCAGCGCACGCACACGGGGGAGAGGCCCUACAAGUGCCCUGAGUGUGGCAAGAGCUUCAGUGUCAGCUCCAACCUCAUCAACCACCAGCGCAUCCACCGUGGGGAGAGGCCGUACAUCUGCGCCGACUGCGGCAAAAGCUUCAUCAUGAGCUCGACUCUCAUCCGCCACCAGCGGAUCCACACCGGCGAGAAGCCCUAUAAGUGCUCUGACUGUGGCAAGAGCUUCAUUCGCAGCUCGCACCUCAUCCAGCACCGCCGCACACACACCGGUGAGAAGCCCUACAAGUGUCCAGAGUGUGGCAAGAGUUUCAGCCAGAGCUCAAACCUCAUCACGCACGUCCGCACACACAUGGACGAGAACCUCUUCGUGUGUUCUGACUGCGGCAAGGCCUUCCUGGAGGCUCAUGAGCUGGAGCAGCACCGUGUGAUCCAUGAGAGAGGCAAGACACCGGCCCGGAGAGCUCAAGGUGACAGUUUGCUAGGGCUUGGAGAUCCUGCCCUACUGACUCCACCCCCUGGAGCCAAACCCCAUAAGUGUCUGGUCUGUGGAAAGGGUUUCAAUGACGAAGGCAUCUUCAUGCAGCACCAGAGAAUUCAUAUUGGAGAAAACCCCUACAAAAAUGUAGACGGCCUCAUAGCACAUCCAGCCCCCAAGCCUCAACAAUUCCGACCUUCCAGGCUCCCCUUUGGAGGCAAUUCACACCCAGGUGCUUCAGAGAGCAGAGCCGACCCCCCAGGACAGCCCUUGAAAGUGCCUGAGGGUCAGGAGGCCGUGGGCCAAAGGCCUGAUCAACCCUCUUCUAAGUGCUAUGUUUGUUCCCACUGUGGAGAAAGCUUCCUUGAUAGGGCUGUGCUCCUGCAACAUCAGCUCACCCACGGGAAUGAAAAGCCCUUUCUCUUUCCUGAGUGUAGGAUUGGCCGCGGGGAAGGGGCAGGACCCAACCCCUUCCUUAGCGCAAAGCCCUUUAAAUGCCCAGAAUGCAAAAAAAGCUUUGGCCUCAGCUCUGAGCUGCUGCAGCACCAGAAAGUCCAUGCCGGCGGGAAAUCCCAGAAGAGCUGUGAGCUGGGCAGGAGCUCUUCAGUCCUGUUGGAGCACCUCAGGAGCCCUCUGGGAGCCAGACCCUACAGCUGCUCUGAUUGUGGGGCUUCCUUCCUCGAUCGACUCGCUCUUACACGACAUCAGGAAACCCACACUCACGAAAGGGCCCCCACUCCUGAGGACCCCCCUUCAGAGUCAGCCACCUUGUCCACAAACCAGGAAGAUGAGGGAGAAGCCUCUACGCCCCCAAAGAGCAGCAGCCACAGGGAAGAGGAAAGUCCCAAAACUGUUUCGGAGAAAAAGCCCUAUCUGUGCCCUGAGUGUGGAGAUGGCUUCCCAGAAGUUGCAACCCUCCUUCUCCAUAGGAGCUGUCACCCAGGUGUCUCCCUGUGAAGUAGGCCUGGUGACCAGGGACCACUCUCUCCUGAUAAAUUAUGGGGAAAGGAGGCCAGCCCCAUCAGGUCAUAGAGAAGUAGAGGGUCAAGAACCCUGGGAAGAAAUAGUGCGUUUGCAUCAGUGAUGAGAAGCCUAAGAGAUGGUGGGUGAAAACCACUUAUAAGCCGUAGAGAAAAACUCCUGGGUUAUUAAGCCCUAUAAAUAUGUAGGAAAAAAGCCCUUUAAGUCUGUAGCAGAGAAAUCUUAUAAACCAUAGUGGGUAAAAGCCCUAUUAAAUGUAGAAAGAGGUUCUAACAUGUCUCUAGACAACCCCAUGAAACUGUAUCAAACCCUUAUCAGAGUCCUCGGGCCGGGGAGGUAUAGGGAAUACAGCUCUACAGCUGGGCACUGACUUGUGAGGUGACCCUCAGAUGACAGAGGAAACAGUCUUCCCAGUCAGUACUCCCUCCUGGCAGCCGUGACAGGGGGAAGCGCUCCGAGGGAAGCCUAUAGUACAGGAAAGCCGUAGAACUAGAUAGAAAAGGAAGAACAAUGUGGAGGGAAUGGCCAGGUGCUUCCAAACCCACAGGUGAGACGAGAUGAAGAAAAGUGUCUCUUCAUACUGGGGGUUCUCUGGGGGUACGAGGCCAAUCUUAGGUGAUGUAUGUACUAGGGGAAGGAAGAUUGGGGGUUCCUUAACAGUGAGAUCCCCAAAUGGGAAAGAAACAAAAAUGACAAGCCAUUUUAAAGGCUGGAGUUUGGGGUGUAUCAACACCCUCAAGUGUAAGGAUACUGAGAAAAUGCUGAGAAACCACCUCAGAUACUAGGGGAGGUUCCAUUUGUUUGAAGGGAAGCAAACCAGGGUGGAGAGACUGCAGAUGGAAGCCAGUUUCUCCUCUUUCCCGGGAGCUUGUUAAACUCCAUGUACAAGCACAUCCCAGUUCAUGCUGUUUGGAUUCUCCUCAGACAGGCAGGACCAGCCUUUCUCCAGUCCAGUGUCUACUCUGAGAGGCCUCUGGGGUUGCAAGGGGCCUCUGCCACAUUCUCAGGUCUCACAGGUUUUACCUGGAAGCUAACUGCCACAAGUCUUACUGCAGUGGCAACCCGUUCCCUCGGAUUCUGUCCUCAGUGGAGAGAGCCGCUUGCUGCUAGUCAACUUCCAAAGAGUAAAUUCCUUCAGAGAGUCAAGGCUGUGUGUGCUUGUCCUCUCUAGUAAUGUCUACAAGUCCGCAAGAGCCUCUUGUUGGUGAUGAGGACGGCAAGACUAUAUUAUAGACAGUUUUGAUUUACCAGCACAUGACUUAAACCUCAGCCUUUUGUGUGAACUUGGUGUAAGGCCGCAGGACAAGCCAGACUGCACAUGGUGGAUGCCCUGACACAGCACAGACUGGACCGGAGUCCCUGAAGAGGCUAUGGCUACUUGACCACUUUCUUCAUCCCCGGUUCUUGGAUGCCCCCGAGGUGGGGUGGCCAAAUUUGUUUUUGGCUCCGGAAAGGGACUGAUUCCACCUGAUCCCGUUGGCUUCUCUCUCCUUAGCCAGAAACUUGUGAAGAGAAAGAAUAAGAAACACUCCCCUACCGGGCCCAUCUCCUCCUCAGACACUAUAGGCUGGACAUUUCAUUAAUUCAGCCAAACCUGCUCAUGUGACUGGAGCUGUGUGAUGGAGCAGAAAGCCUUGGCAUAUAAAGCAUUGAAGAAAAACUUUGGUGAGAACCAUCUGUAACAAAGACCCUUAGAAAUGGGGAGGACUUUCCUUGGUACCUGGGUUGCAAAGGGAAUGUCUUCAGCCUGGUGCUAGCAUUAGUGACUCACUGUCCAAAGAAGCAAGAUGGAGACUCCAAGUGAUAUAUAUGGCUCUUUAGGAAUCCUGUGCUCAGAAGGGUGACCUGGAUUCCUACAAAGCUGGAGAAGAAACCUCUAAUUCCACUACCUAAAAGUUUAAAAGGUGGAUACCUAUCAUCCUUCAUCUAUCCUGUCCCCAAAGGGAUGACCCUCAAAGUUUAAAGGACCAAAAUCUAGAAUACUGGGAGGAAAAAAAAUCCCAGGUCUCCUGGGGAAAGAGAAAAGGCAGGUCUUAGAUCAUUACAGAGACAGCCUUGCUAGAGUCCUAAGUGCCAGGCAGAGAAGCACCAUGAAGACUGGGAGGAGCCUGUAUAUUGACAGAAAUGUUGAUAAAGAGGGUAUCCGUAUAAAAUGGAGUAGAUACUCUCCUAAGUAUAAGCCAGUUUGUCCCCUUCUAAGAUGGUAGCAGAAACUAGAGAGAAAUCCUUUGUAAAACUAGGAACAGAUUCCUGAGACACAGGUCUGAACCUCUGUCAUCAGAAGACUGCUGGAGGGGAGGCAGUGUAGUCAUGGCUGACUGUAGACUAUGGAGGACUAAGAUGGAGCAUCUAUAAUAGGAUACUCUCAUGUUCUGGAGACAGUGGGGCUAUGCUCUUAACUCCAGCACUAAAUGGACCAUGUAGAUAGGUUCCUGGGCUUCCAAGUAGGAAAGGGGGCAGAGCAGAGACCUUGUGGUGAGACCUAUUCUCUUGGCCAACCCUCUCUCCGUACCAGCUACACCAUAGGAUGACCUAACUGGCUCAGGAAAAGGUCCACGAGAAUUAAGGCACAAUGGAGUCAACUCUGUAUUGGACCUAGAGCCCUCAGAAGUUCUCUUGGGGAAGAGCCCAGUAACCAUAGGCAAAGGCGUGCAAACAUAGGAGAGGGCUGGAGCUGACCUGCACUAAGGUGAGACUUAGAACUGAUGUUGAAUAUAGGUAGGAACUCAUAAAGGAACUGGGUGUGAAUCAUGAAUCAGGGUGAGGGUUUGAAACCAUCAUGACUCCCCCACCCUGAGUCUGAAGUGGGUGGCUCCCAGAAGCCUUUGCCCCCACAAAGGAAGCCCCACUCACCUCACUUGUCCCCAUGGAGUGAAGGGAAGUCCUAUUUUUGAGUGUUGUGUGUCAGUAACAUUGUUGUGUCACCCGUGGUCAUGUUGAAUAGUUGAAGAGAAUAAAGGGAAUAAGAUUUCCUA